Messenger RNA from Talaromyces atroroseus, 183 nucleotides. RefSeq names its product Cytochrome c oxidase-assembly factor COX23, mitochondrial. The record is from RefSeq and is a predicted model, not a curated record. Bases 1 to 183 code for a protein of 60 amino acids. NCBI's taxonomy places the organism in Eukaryota, Fungi, Ascomycota, Eurotiomycetes, Eurotiales, Trichocomaceae. The transcript is spliced from 2 exons.
AUGUCCUCCUCAACCACCAAGGAAGGGGACGAUGGCACUACAUGGGCAAAGGCCGAGAGGAAGUUCGAAAGUAAAAGUGCAAGUGAAUUUUAUGACCCGUGCCAGGAGUUCGCAGACCGGAGUAUCAAAUGCAUGCGCCGCAAUGCAGGCGACCGAGACAUGUGCCAUGACUAUUUCCAGUGA